Messenger RNA from Talaromyces atroroseus, 1359 nucleotides. RefSeq lists its product as hypothetical. Lineage: Eukaryota; Fungi; Ascomycota; Eurotiomycetes; Eurotiales; Trichocomaceae. The transcript has 2 exons. The coding region runs from base 1 to 1359 and encodes 452 amino acids. The record is from RefSeq and is a predicted model, not a curated record. Gene Ontology annotation, molecular function: oxidoreductase activity.
AUGCCGAUUCCUAUCAUAUCGCAUGUGCUGAGUGAAGGGCUCUCUGCUGUUCCCCAUGUAUACACGGUCUUCAAGUGGACUGCGGUUGCGGCCAUCGUGGCCCUACUGAAAUACUACUUCGGCGGUGCUCGCAAUACCUCCGAGCGACUAAUGCACUCGAAGGUGGUGAUGAUCACGGGCGGCACAUCAGGUAUCGGAGCCUCUAUAGUCCACGACCUCGCUUCACGCGGAGCUCAAAUCAUCCUGCUCACGCAACACGCACCUUCGGACCUAUUCUUAGUCGACUACAUCGAGGACGUGCGCCAAUCAACAAACAACGAGCUCAUCUACGCCGAACAAGUCGAUCUAACAUCUCUCCACUCCAUCCGAAAAUUCGCUACGAAAUGGGUCGACAAUGCUCCGCCACGGCGACUGGAUAUGAUCAUCCUCUGCGCGAAUACCCUCAAACCAUCGCGGAGCGGUAAACCACGCUUGACGUUUGAUGGUCUAGACGAGGAAUGGCAGGUUAACUACCUGGCAAACUUUCAUCUGCUGAGUAUCCUGAGUCCAGCCCUUAGAGCCCAGCCGCCGGAUAGAGAUGUGCGGAUUAUUUUUGCCACGUGCUCAAGCUAUAUCGGUGCUACGAUGGAUUUCCAAAGGACAGAGGGAGUGGUGAGCAGUGCGGCGACAACGGGGAUUAAGAACAAAUCCAAACCUGGCGCCAAGAAUGCAUCAUUAUCAAGAAAAAACAAACGCAACAGCAGCGCAGCAAGUAUGUACGGCAUGACGAAGCUUUCUCUCAUGAUAUUCGCAAAAGCGUUCCAAAAACAUCUAUCAUCCUACAAACGACCGGAUCAACAACCUAUGAACGCGCGGGUCCUUAUCGUUGACCCAGGCUACAGCCGCACACCAGGCACACGCCGUUGGCUCACAGGCGGCAGUUUAUGGGGGCUUUUGGUCUAUCUCAUUCUCUGGCCUGUAUGGUGGCUCAUCCUCAAAUCACCACACGCAGGAGCCCAAAGCUUUCUGUACGCGGCUAUGGAGGCACGCUUCGGCCGGAGUGCAGGCGAGCAUAUCGGCGGCGGAUGGCUAAUCAAGGAGUGUCGCGAAGUCGAGUGCCUGCGCAAGGAAGUCGACGAUGUUGACGUUGCCAAGGAGCUAUGGGAGUUUAGUGAGCAGCAAAUUCAAAUUAAGGAAAAGGAAUCUGCCAAGAGGCGUGCGCUAGAAAAGGCGCAGAAAGAGAAAGAGGAGGAGGACAAAAAAAGGAAACAAAAAGACGAAGAAAAGGCAAAGGCGCAAACUAAUAAGAAAGAAAAGGUUGACAACAGCAACAACAAUAAGAAUAAUAGUAAGUCGCGGCCGAACAAAAAUCGGAAAUGA